GUGUGCGUGUCGGUGCGUGUUGGAGGGUCUGCGGUAUAAAACGGGUCUAACAGGCCGCAGGGCUGCAGAGCUGCGGUCCGGACUGAAGCUUCUCCUCCAGACAUGAUGUUCCCCUGCAGCGCGCUGCCGCCGCCCCUCUACCCGGGCUUCCUCCGUCCCCCGGCGGGUCUUUCUUCUCCCAUCAACCGGUCUCUGCCCUCCGGCUUCCUGGUGGAGGAUCUGCUCCGGCUGCAGCCCGUCGGUUACAUACAUCGGACUUUCUCCUCCAGGAGUCCCGGCGACGUCCUCCCGCUCAGUCCCGGGCCGGGCUCCUCUCCCCGGGCGUCUGGACCCGGAACAGACCGGUCAGUGCUCCAGAGCUCCGGGCCUCCGAACCGCGGCAGCCCCGGACCUCCGCACACCGCCUGCGCCGACUCAGGGUACCUCAAGUUCGGCGUCAGUGCGAUCCUGGCCCCGUCAACACGGAGCGUUCAGAGUCUUCAGACCAAAUCCUUCCCUCUGCCAUUCUUUGACGGGACUCUUCAUCCUUUCAUCAGAGCCUCUUAUUUCACAGCUUCCUCCUCGGUGGUUCCGGUUCCGGGGACGUUUUCGUGGCCCCUGGCCCCCAGAGGGAAGCCCAGGAGGGGGAUGCUGAGGCGGGCCGUGUUCUCCGACCUGCAGAGGAAGGCGCUGGAGAGAACCUUCCAGAAACAGAAGUACAUCAGCAAACCAGACAGGAAGAAGCUGGCCGGGAAGCUGGGACUCAAAGACUCACAGGUGAAGAUCUGGUUCCAGAACCGGAGGAUGAAGUGGAGGAACUCAAAGGAACGCGAGCUGCUGUCGACCGGAGGCUGCCGCCAGCAGACCCUCCCCACCAAGACCAACCCCCACCCGGACCUCACCGACGUGGGCUCCGACUUCUGCAGCCGGCUGGGUAGGACGACGGCUGAGAGCCAGGAGCAGAGCCACCUCCACCACCAGAACCUUCACCACCACCAUCAUCUCCAUCAUCACCAUCAGAGCCCUUCCUCUCCGUCAGAGUCGAGCAAACAGUCGGAGUCCGAGGGCGAAGAAAUCACCGUUUCCUGAAGCAGCGGCUGAAGCUGCUCUGUACAUAGAUGUAUGUUCUGUUUAUAUCCUCGCAGUAAAUAAACACAGCUUUAGAUUUAAUAUUUGUAGAGCGAAAUGUUUAAAUAUACAAAAUGUUUCUCACUUCUUUAUAUUUUCUCAAAUAAACCUCAAAAGUCUGGAAA
Acanthochromis polyacanthus (spiny chromis) is the source of this 1232-nucleotide messenger RNA. RefSeq names its product homeobox protein DBX1-B-like. NCBI's taxonomy places the organism in Eukaryota, Metazoa, Chordata, Actinopteri, Pomacentridae. The transcript is spliced from 4 exons. Gene Ontology annotation, molecular function: DNA binding; DNA-binding transcription factor activity, RNA polymerase II-specific. Bases 103 to 1068 code for a protein of 321 amino acids. Gene Ontology annotation, biological process: cell differentiation in spinal cord; regulation of transcription by RNA polymerase II. The record is from RefSeq and is a predicted model, not a curated record.